This is a messenger RNA of Pieris macdunnoughi, 738 nucleotides long. Lineage: Eukaryota; Metazoa; Arthropoda; Insecta; Lepidoptera; Pieridae. The record is from the annotation of a GenBank genome assembly.
AUGAAAAGUGGAAGGGUGAAAAACCCAUGCAAAAUAUGUUUCGAAACGGUCAAUAAGAAGAAAGGAAUGCAGUGCAAGGGUGCUUGUCAGAAAUGGGCGCAUUAUAAGUGCUUAGAUUUUAGUCCAGGUAAAAUAAAGGAUGUGAAAGAUGGCCAUGUUAAAAUUACCUGCCCGUGUCCCGAUUGUGAUGCACCUGACGCACAGAAGUGUUGUGCAGCUAAGAAAACAUGCACAUCUGCUUCUGGACCGUCUGCAAAGCCCAUACCCUACCCACCACAAUAUGCACUUCCAUAUACCAGGGAUGCCAUGCCCGUGUCUCACACAUCUUGUGGGAUGAAAUCUGAUGAUGUGUCACUGAGAUCCUCUGAUAUAACUUUAUCGCCACGGACAACGACAGGUUCCACCUCCCCCCAAUUAUUUAUGGCUUGCCCGCCAAAUAAAACAUUUCGUUCGAAACAAACAUCUCCAAAAAUAUCGCCAGAACCCUCGCGUUGCGGACCUUGUUGUACAAACAAAAGAACACAUUCUACGUCCGCAUUGGAAUCGUCAUCUUCUGACAGUGGCAUUAAUAUCAAAUGUGUCCCUCGACGGGCAUCAUCAAGCGAUUCAAAGUUACCUACUGCGUCAAACCAAAAAGAGCUGAUUGUGAGCCUGGAUGAAAUGUGCAAAACUGUUGGAAGACUUUCAACCCAGCUCAGAGAGCUGAUGUUUAAAAUGAUUGAAAGCAAUAAACUUUAA